Calypte anna (Anna's hummingbird) is the source of this 1632-nucleotide messenger RNA. RefSeq names its product SPG21 abhydrolase domain containing, maspardin (gene SPG21). The record is from RefSeq and is a predicted model, not a curated record. Gene Ontology annotation, molecular function: CD4 receptor binding. The transcript has 9 exons. Bases 173 to 1105 code for a protein of 310 amino acids. Lineage: Eukaryota; Metazoa; Chordata; Aves; Apodiformes; Trochilidae. Gene Ontology annotation, cellular component: trans-Golgi network transport vesicle; cytosol.
GCCCGCACUCCUCCUCCCCGCCGUACUCCACCCGGAAGUAACAGGCGGCGGCGGGGACCCCGCUCCGGAGCAGCGGGGAGGAGGAGGAGGAGGAGGAGGAGAAGAAAGAAGAGGAAGGAGAGCGGUGUCCCCGCCGUCCCGGCUGCCCUAAACUGAGUUUUGUCUAAACAUCAUGGGAGAGAUUAAAGUCUCUCCUGAUUACAACUGGUUCAGAAGCACUGUUCCUCUUAAAAAGAUAAUAGUAGAUGAUGAUGACAGUAAAGUCUGGUCACUGUAUGAUGCAGGACCCAGGAGCAUUCGGUGCCCACUCAUAUUUCUUCCUCCUGUAAGUGGGACUGCAGAUGUGUUUUUCCAGCAAAUUUUGGCCCUGACUGGAUGGGGCUACAGAGUUAUUGCUUUGCAGUAUCCAGUGUAUUGGGAUCACCUUGAGUUCUGUGAUGGAUUCAGAAAACUCCUAGACCACCUUCAGCUGGAUAAAGUUCACCUUUUUGGAGCUUCUCUGGGAGGUUUUCUGGCUCAAAAAUUUGCUGAAUACACACACAAAUCUCCCAGAGUUCAGUCUCUGAUCCUGUGUAAUUCCUUCAGUGACACUUCUAUCUUCAAUCAGACAUGGACAGCAAACAGCUUUUGGCUGAUGCCUGCUUUCAUGCUGAAAAAAAUUGUCCUUGGGAAUUUUGCAUCGGGUCCUCUAGAUCCUGAAAUGGCGGAUGGGAUUGAUUUCAUGGUGGACAGGCUGGAGAGUCUGGGCCAAAGUGAGUUAGCUUCAAGACUUACCCUCAACUGCCAGAACUCCUACGUAGAACCUCAUAAAAUUCGAGACAUCCCUGUAACCAUUAUGGAUGUGUUUGACCAAAGCGCGCUCUCGACCGAGGCGAAAGAGGAAAUGUAUAAGCUUUAUCCUAACGCCAGAAGAGCUCAUCUCAAAACAGGAGGCAACUUCCCCUAUCUCUGCAGGAGUGCUGAGGUCAACCUAUACAUUCAAAUCCAUUUGCUGCAGUUCCAUGGCACUCGGUACGCGGCCAUCGACCCUUCCAUGGUCAGCGCCGAUGAACUGGAAGUCCAGAAGAUCAGUCUGCACACCAGCAAGGAGCAGGAAGAGCAGUAGGGCUUGGAGUGCCAGGGAGAACAAGGAAUGGGCUUGGUGGUCUUCCUGUUGUACAAUCAACUCUUCCCACUCUGCUUUCUUCCUUGUGUUAACCAGUUAUCACUGUGUGAUUCCAACAGGAUCAGUGGUCGGUGACCUCCCCGUGGACAGGAACCUCCAGCAGUGUGAUGGGAUAGAUCUGGGUCAUUUUUAGUCUUUGAAUUCAAGGAAGCAUCUUUGGAGACUACAGUUUUAAAAACAAAGACAUUUUUUGCUACCAAAGUCCUCACUGUCAUGUUCUUAAAGCAGAACAAUAUUUCUUUUUAUAUUUUUCACUCAGCUGUAUAUAUUGCCACAUGCAGAUCGUGUACUUAUAAGCUGGUAUAUUUUUUUUUGUUGAAUAUUUGGUUUAAAAGAUGUUUAAGUGCCAAUGUUGCCAUCGCUUAUUUGCUUCAUGUGUUGUAAGUUAGUUUCUAUUUGAAAUAAAGCCUUUGAAUUUUUAACUUUCUUGCUCUUUAAAAAUGGUUUUCAAUAAAAUUUCACUUUCA